Vitrella brassicaformis is the source of this 4031-nucleotide messenger RNA. The record is from the annotation of a GenBank genome assembly. NCBI's taxonomy places the organism in Eukaryota, Vitrellaceae.
AUGGAUUGGGCUGAUGACGUGUCUUCGCGUGACGGACAGCCGGGGCACAAGGCCGGCAAGGCUAACACCGUCUGCCGCAAACGUGCCGAGCAUCAGUCAGCCGUGCAGGGCGUCCACUGGUGUGAGCGGGGUCAGUACUGGCAAGCGAACUGGUACGACAAGGGCGACGGCAAGCAGGAGCGCAAGCGGUUCUCCGUCAAGGAGCAUGGCUUCCACAAAGCGAAGGUACCGACGUCGCAUCGCAGCACCCUGCCUCCAUCUCACUCUCUGUUUCCCCAAACAUAUGGAUCAGGAGCUGGCUGAGCACCAUCGUCUCGAGAUGGAGCGCAACGGCCGGGCAGUUGUGAAGAAGCGUUCGAAGCACCAGAGCGGCGUCAGGGGCGUCAGCUACUCCGAAGGAUACAAGAGCUGGGUGGCCGAAUGGCGUAAGGGCGGCAGGAGGAAGACCAAGGCCUUCUCCGUCAAGCAGCUGGGCUACGAGGAGGCCAAACAGGCGGCCAUCGCACACAGACGGGAGAUGGAGCAGCGGCACCACACGUCAGAGGGCGGGGCGACGAGAGAUGAGAGCCGUUCCCACAACCCCCCCAAUGAUGAUGAUGAUGAUGAGAUUCUUUCGCCGCGCCGCCACGGCCCCCCCAGCAGCAGGCCAGAUUUGGGUGGGAUGGAGGGCGGCGACCUGGCUGCUGCGCUCGUUGAGGUCCUCAGCAGCGACGGGUAAGACAAGACAAGGGAAUACAAGGAAGGGCCCGAUUUGUCGCGUGUGUACAUGUGUGUGGGAUGGAUUCUUUCGGUCAGGUCAUGCGGGUUGUGUUGGCAGGACGGCGGCUUCCGUGUCCGUCUGCCGUCCUCCGAGGGGGAAGAUGGCGAGGACCGCAUUGUCGAUGUCCCGGUGGUCGACCUCAGCUCCCGUUCGGCCGUUAUCGCCGCUUUUCGCCGCGCCGUCGAGGAGCUCAACCGCCUGAGCACUGCUAGUGAGGGAGGGGCCGCUGCACCCCUGGACAUCAGCUGGCUCGAUGACAUCAGCCCCGACGGCUGCGAUCGACCUCGGACGCGCCGCCGCAGCGGAGCGAGGCGCGAGCCCAUGCCGCCCCCGUCUCUGUCUGAGGGCCCCAGUGACCGUCCACUUUACAACGAUGACCCCAUGGCGCCCCACAUUCAGCGCCGGCGCCGCCACAGAGGCAGGUCGUCACCUCGUGUCAGUGAGAGGCCAAUAGCCGACUCGUCCAGCUCCGAGAACGAGCUGCUCAUCGACCGGCCAGCAGCCAAGCGCCAUCGUGAGGACUCGGGCGGCGAGAGGGAGCGCUGUGUGUCGGCGAAGCUGAGUGAGGCGGGCGGCAAUUCUCUGGCGGCCAGCCUGGUGGAGCAGGCAAAGCCUCAGCUGGCGGACCUAAACCGAGACGAUGCCGACGGGCAGCAAUGGAGCGCAUCGAGACCAGAGGGUUCGACUCGUGGCGGGUCAUCCGACCACAACCCCUCUCGCAAGCAGCGCCGCAGACAUACGGCUCUCGCCAGCAGGAGCCCAUCCACCAUCGAGGGGCGGAUCGGACACCGGAGCGGCGUCAAGAGCGUCAGCUACGACAAGAGACACAACUCAUGGGUGGCCCGCUGGAAGGAGGGGGGCAGCAGGAAGAGCAAGCACUUCAUGGUCGAAAGUCUUGGCUUCGAGGGUGCUAAGGAGGCCGCCAUCGCACACAGACGACGGAAGACGGAGCGAUUGCACACGUCAGAGGGAGGGGCCAAGAGGCAUGGCGACCAAGCUGACUCGAGAAGUGCCGACGAUGGCGACGAUCCUCUGCCCGUCAAACAGCGACAGGCGCCUCAGCUGCGUGACGGUGGUGUGGGGGGCGGUGUGCUUCUGCACCCUACGGCUCGCCGUGACACCAACCGACCGCGGCGCCGCAGAGACGACCGAUUCGAGUGCAAUCCCUCACCUGCAGACAUCGAGGCCCCCAGUUGGCUGCGGGAGGGCCCACCGGCAACGCCGCCGACACACCACACGGCCAGUCGCGGCCCUCGUGUGUCGCCGGUGCAGAGGGGGCAUCUGAUUCGCCACUUCUACCAGCAGCUGGAGGCACUCGGCCGAGCCCAUCCCGACACGCCCCUCUGUCUGCGGUUCAGGAGUGGGUCUGCCCUGCCACAGCUGGCCGUCGAGGUGGUCCUGCCCGGCACCCCAGUGCAGUCGGUGCCCCUCUCAGCGGCCACCAGGGAGGCCAUGGGGGCGGCCGUCGAUGCCGCAUGGGCAUGCCGCCAGCAGGAGAUGGACAUUGACAGUACUGAGGACCAGCAGCCCAUGAUACACGCCCAGCGGAUGGUCCUAUGCCGUCUGUAUGGUCAAGUGGGUCACAACAUUGGGGCGAUGCUGGCGGCCGUCCCCUCUCUGAGCUUUGCGUCUAUCGACUUGUUUGUGCGCCAUGGGCUGCCGGCCAUGGUGGGGCAGCGUGACGGCGAGGACCUCAAGGAGGCCGCCAGUCGAUUCAUCAAACAGCUUCACCACCUCGGUAACCAGCACACCACACCAGCCAUGUCCAAGCGGCUCAAGGCGGCAGAUGACGAGCAGCUGCCGAGUGGCCAUCACCGGCUGGCCGAUAUCGACAUGACGAUGCGGCCACCACUCCAUCAGCGCGUCAAUGACCCGCACCCACCCAAUGUGCCGCAGGAACGAGAUCCGAAUGAGGCCGAUCGCAUGGCGGAUGGGGAGGUGGGCGGUGGGCGGGAUGGUGAGCGCGACGACGGCAAUUGCGAGAGGGAGGGCGAGAUGAUUCCGUUCGAUGAGCUGACGAAGGGUCGGUCAGCUGGUGGAGCUGCUCAAGGCCCACCCAUCACCCGACAUGCGACACUUAGCCGACAGCAUCAUGGUCAGCUCACCACAGACACAUGUGAAGGCAGACGUGGUAAAUGUGCGUGUUGUCUUCUCUUGUGUGUGUGCAGGGAUUGGAGGUCUGUCUGGCGGUGAGUUUGCUGGACAUGUUGGAUGACAUCGACAGUGUGGCGGCGGGUGAGGACAUCGGCCGCGACCUCGGCCUCCACAAGGGCAUCGCACUCGUCAUCAUAGUGCAGCUGCGGCGCUUCCUGCAGUCACUCAAGCGGCGGGGGGCCGUCCAGUGGCCACCUGGGGAUGGUGUGAUGGGUGAGGGAAGCUUGGCUGCCGGUCAGUUGUGGGACUCAGGUCGUCUGGUGUCGGCCGUCGAGCGUUCGAUGGGCGUCAUGGCGGCCGACAAGAAGGAGCGGCACGGCGACAAACUGCAACACGUCAUCGACAAUAUCAAAGAGGUCAGCCGGCACACAACACACAGAAUACGCACAUGACUUCCGUCCGUGUCUGUCUGUGCUGUGUGUGCAGUAUGGCAUAUCAGGCAUGAGCAUGUCACUGCUGGUGGAGCCGCCCCAAGACAGCGGUGCGUCUGAUGACGGCAGGGUCGAGGCGGCACUCAUCGAUGCGGCCCGAGAGACCGUCUUUGGGGGCAUAUCCGACGUCGCAUCUAUCCGCCGCACCAUCAACCGACAAGACGAAUGAGCCACCGAUCGGCGAGGCUGAUGAGCAUUUGUGUGGCAAGCAAUCGGUGUCCAUCGCACUCUACCGGCGUCUAUCGCAGUCUAUCUGUCAGCGAGACGCGAUAGACGAGACAUAUAAUGUAUCGCAUCUGUCCACACAUGCGUUUUUCCGGCCAUAUGCGAGACAUACCCGCACUUUUUUCAUCUUUUUUGCUAUCGCACACGGUCGUUCGGAUGCAAGCAUCACUCGUUCCUAGAGAGGAAAUGGUGGGACGGCCAUGGCCUGCUGAUGAUGUUGAUGUGAGUCAGUCAGUCAGUCAAUGGGAGAGACUGCCCUUGGUGUGUGCGUGUGUGUCUUUUGGGCCAUGCCAUGCCAUGCCAUGCCAUGCUAUGAGACAUUUGCAUAGCAUGGCAUGGCAUGGUCAUCACGCCUGUAUGGUCGGUCAUUGUGAGACGACGGAUGGUCGGUUUGGUGUGCAUAGAGAAGGGAGGAUGGCGUACGAACGACCUUGACAGCAUAUAUAGCAUCCAUGGGACGG